AUGGAUGAUUUGGAGAUGCAUCUCCAAACGCUUUUGAUACAUAUCCUGCGUCAGUCCUACAUCACUGGGUUUGAAAUUGUGUCUGCCUAUGAUGAGGACUGGCCACAUACAUUCGCUUUUAUUUCGUGCAUGAGGAAUGGUGCGGUUGAGCCAUUCAGAGUCUCUCUUGAGCGUAUGGUACCAAAUGACAUUUGCUUCUUCCCAUACGAGGGUCACUGCCAGACGUGUUCAUUUGACGUCAUCUCCUUAUACUCCAGUUUGGCUGCAUGUAUUCUGAGACCUCCCUAUGAGGCCGAUCAUCUCGGCGUCUAUCGCAGAGAUCUUGGUGCUAUACUGGAUGAUUUCGAGAGGCGCCUGGUACCGCAGGAGUAUCGCCAAAAGCCCGCUCGUGUGCAUUGGGCUUAUGUUGAGGGCUACAUAACAUGGUUCUAUAGGGUGUCACACCCUAUCAUGACAUCAUGCGCUCCUGAAGGGCCACCUAGGUUAGCAUACUUGGAGGUACUUUAG
This is a messenger RNA of Lathyrus sativus (Indian pea), 507 nucleotides long. The record is from the annotation of a GenBank genome assembly. NCBI's taxonomy places the organism in Eukaryota, Viridiplantae, Streptophyta, Magnoliopsida, Fabales, Fabaceae.